GCUGAUUCGACUGCAUCGGACCUCCCAGAAAGCUCCUUCGAAACGCCCAUAGGGAGGUUGAAGCGAUUGCAGGGGGAAGUGGAGGAGAUGCUGGACUUCGUUUCUUCUUUUCUGGUGGAGGAGAGAGUGCCGGCAUCGGACAGGUUCGAAGUGCAGUUGGCCAGCCACCAAACAGCAGAUAUACGAGAAGAGAAAGGCGAAUCUAAUAAAGCAAAGCACUUGGGAAUCCACCAUGUGCACUAUCACACCCGCCGCCUCCCUCCCGCUGCUCAGGAGGCUCUUUUCUUUGGCUGUGAUCCUUUGUCCCUCAUAGAAGAACUCAAGAAGCUGCGCAUGCAAGUUGCUAGUGUGCUGAGCGAUAAGAGAACAGAGGCGCUCGUGUCGCACGUCGAACCUGUUACUGGCAUGCGUUCUGGAGCAGCCCUACUGCAAAAGCAUCUCGCUGCAGCUACUGCAGAGCUGCGCUGGAAGCUUGCCAGUCAAGGAAGGGAGGCCACAUCGUCCUUCAGUGCUUCGCCAAGGAAUGCUGGGAGUCCAGCGGUAACCAUGACUGCCAUCCCCAGCGAGACGGUUGCCAGUAGACGAGGUGAAGGGCGCAAGACAGCUGCAACCACAGCCUAUGAAGUAUAUUGCGUGCCUUCCCUCUCCCCCAUGGUGGAGCAGAGCCGCAUCACUUCCCUAGAGCGGCGGCUGGCUUUUGUGGAGAACAAAAUAGGCCUCCAGAAGAUGAGUCUGCUUCCACAUGCAGACCUCUUUGAGGCGGCUUUGCUGCUAGAGUUGCAUGCCCUCCAGCAGCGUCGUCACGAGUUAGAUAUGGCUGCGGAGGGUCUAGGGGUCUCUUCCGGUGCUACCAGGAUGGAGCCAGCGAAGGGGAUACCAAGUGGAUCUGCCACUUCGAGUGACUGGCAGCGCAUUGAAGAGUUGUAUGACAUUUGUGAGAGGUGGAAGGCUCCAGCGGCCCUCCUGCCGUCUGUAUUGCAAAGACUCAAGUUGCUCAAGGGGAUUCACCAGGAAGCCGGCGGAGUGGCCGUCCGUCUGUCUGUGUUGGAGAAACAGCAGGAGGAGCUGCAGGCCUGGGUCCGGCGGGCAGACGAUGCCGUCACCCAGUUGCAGAAGACUGUCCUAGACAGCGUUGGGUGGGCGCAAAAAACCGUUGCACAGAUGCAGCAGCGGCUGGCCGCUGAGGAGGCGCCAGGGGAAGCUGACAGUUGA
This is a messenger RNA of Eimeria maxima, 1212 nucleotides long. RefSeq lists its product as hypothetical. NCBI's taxonomy places the organism in Eukaryota, Apicomplexa, Conoidasida, Eucoccidiorida, Eimeriidae. The annotation marks the transcript as partial. Gene Ontology annotation, biological process: mitotic spindle organization. Gene Ontology annotation, cellular component: dynactin complex; cytoplasm. The transcript has 5 exons. The record is from RefSeq and is a predicted model, not a curated record.